Molecule: messenger RNA, 4834 nt
Organism: Armigeres subalbatus
Lineage: Eukaryota; Metazoa; Arthropoda; Insecta; Diptera; Culicidae
Product: vigilin-like
Cellular component (GO): nucleus; cytoplasm
Molecular function (GO): mRNA binding
Source: RefSeq, a predicted model, not a curated record
UUCUUUGGUCGUCGUCGUGUAUCCUGCGGUUCGUGUGUGCGGUCGGUCGGUCCGGUUCAAAAAUUGGUUUCUCUCCGUCGUGUGAUACGGACGACGACGGUCCGGGUCGGUAUUGGUGCACCUCGUGCGGUUCACGAUUCGAAUUGUCAUCCGCGGUCAGUGAUAGGAAAACAGCAACAUUCUCCGCUCACCGAAAUGGGGUUUCUAUGCUGAUGUGAUUAUACGAACGGCAAGCCAAGUGCAUUCAAGCUGGAGGCUCUAACGAAGACAAUUCCCAUCUAGACCCGGAUCUUUGGCACAUACAGUACAUGUUACUGUAAAGACUUGCUACGAAACAGGACUUUUCUCUUCAAGCAGUAAAACAAGCAGCAGUGAUGGAGGAUUCAACAGUUGUUGACCAGCAGCCCACCAACUCCGCGUACGAGAAUAACAUUGCCUCGGCGCCGGCCCCGACCCCGUGCUACGAUGAUCUGUUCCCGGCCCUGCCGGAAAGCGCUCCGCCGCGCUUCAACAAUCCGACCCUGUCGCCCGCUACGCAGAACAUGCGCGUCGGCAGCUCGGUCGUGACGCAGGUCUUCAUCGUGCCGUCCGGCGAGCGCAAGUACGACUCGGACAAGUUUGGCGAAGGCGAAUCGUUGCGCACCUGCCAGAACAUCAUGAAGGAAACCAACGCCCACAUCGAGAUCUCGAGUGGCAAGGACCAAUCGUUGACCUUCCUGGUGACUGGCAAGCCGAACGAGGUGAUCGAGGCCCGCCGCAAGAUUUUGGUGCACUUCCAAACCCAGGCGAGCAAGUCGAUCAGCAUCCCGCGGGAGCACCACCGCUGGAUCCUCGGCAAGAAGGGCGAUCGGCUGCGCGAGCUGGAGAAGAUCACCGCUACCAAGAUUGUCGUGCCGCGCAUCAACGAUGAGUCGGACAUGAUCACCAUCUCCGGUACCAAGGAGGGCAUCGAGAAGGCCGAACAUGAGAUCCGCACCACGUCCGAUGAGCAGUCGCGCAAGGCCUUCGAGCGGGUUAACAUCCCCAAGAUUUACCAUCCGUUUAUUAUGGGAGCCCACAACGAAAAUGUCAGCAAGAUGAUGGAGGAAACCGGAUCGAAGAUCAACAUUCCGCCGCCGUCGGUUCAGAAGGAUGAGAUCAUCAUCACCGGCGAGAAGGAAGGUGUACUCCAAGCGAAGACACGCAUCGAAGCCAUCUGUAAGGAGAUGGAAAAGAAGUGUACCAGUGUAGGCGUUGAGGUUCCUCGGGCCCAGCACAAGUACAUCGUUGGUCCGAAGGGCUCCACCAUUCAGGAAAUCUUGGCGAUGACCGGCGUAUCUGUUGAGAUGCCGGCUAGUGACUCUCCCAACGAUACCAUCACUCUGCGCGGCCCCCAGGACAAGCUCGGAAAUGCUUUGAGCGUUGUGUACCAGAAAGCGAACUCCGUGCGUACAACUACGCUUGAGUGUCCCCAGUGGAUUCACAAGUAUAUUAUUGGACGCGAGGGUGGCCAUAUUAAGGAAUUCACUGCUCAGUAUCCCAACGUACAUGUGGAGUUCAACGAAGACAGGAUCAAGAUCGAAGGCCCGCCGGAUCAGGUGGAAGCUUCUUCGGAAGCGCUGGAGAAAAUGGUCAAGGAUUACACUGGGCGUCUAACCUUUACCGAAAUGGUGGUUGAUCCGAUCUACUGCAAGCACAUCAUCGGUAAGAACGGAGCCAACAUCAACCGUAUGAAGGAGGAAUACGAGGUCUUGAUCAACAUUGACGAGAAGGACUUGAAACCGAUCCGCAUCGAAGGACCGGCCGUCGGUGUUGAAAAGGCUAAGCAGGAGCUGCUUGAGAUAGCGAAACUGGAAAAUGAAAAGGAAGAGUCGAUCGUUAUCGAUCAUCGUCUGUUCAAGACGAUCAUCGGUGCGAAAGGCGAAACGAUUCGGGAAAUCCGUGACAAGCAUAACCAGGUGCAGAUUAUCUUCCCCGGAGCAACCGACAAGUCGGAUAUUGUUAAGAUCCGUGGCCCACGUGAAGAUGUUGACAGGUGCCACAAGUAUCUGACCAAGUACGUUAAGGAACUGCAGAAGAACUCCUUCGUGAUGGAAGUCCCUAUCUUCAAGCAAUUCCAUAAGUACAUCAUUGGCAAGGGUGGAGCCAACAUCAAGAAGAUUCGUGAUGAAACCCAAACGAAAAUCGAUCUUCCAGCAGAGGGUGACAAGAACGAAGUGAUUGUCAUCACUGGCAAGAAGGAAAACGUUAAGGAAGCUCGCGAUCGUAUUCAGAAGAUUCAGGAAGAACUAGCGAACAUCAUCACCGAGGAGAUCCAGAUCCCACCCAAGUACUAUAAUUCGUUGAUCGGAUCCGGUGGCAAACUGAUUUCUUCCAUCAUGGAGGAAUGCGGUGGAGUUUCAAUCAAGUUCCCCAGUCCGGAAUCGAAAAGCGAUAAGGUGGCCAUCCGUGGUCCUAAGGAGGAUGUCGAACGGGCUAAACUUCAGCUGGUCGAGCUGACCAACGAGAAGGAACUCUCUUCCUACACUGCCGAGGUUCGUGCAAAACCGCAGCACCACAAGUUCCUCAUUGGCAAGAACGGCGCUUCCAUCAAGAAGAUCCGCGAUCAAACAGGUGCUCGCAUCAUCUUCCCGGGUCCCAACGACGAGGAUAAGGAGGCCAUCACCAUCAUCGGGAAAAAGGAGGGUGUUGAUGAGGCCAAGGCCCAGCUGGAGUCGAUCAUCAAAAAUAUCGACAACAUUGUUGAGGAUGAGAUUAACGUGGAGCAGAGGCACCACAAGCAUUUCGUGGCUCGCCGUGGCGAGGUGCUGCACCGUAUUUCGGAGGAAUAUGGUGGCGUGAUGAUUUCUUUCCCCCGCUCGGGUGUGGACAGUGACCGGGUGACGCUCAAGGGUGCCAAGGAGUGCAUUGAGGCCGCUAAGGCUCGCAUUCAGGAGAUCGUCGAGGAAUUGGAGCAGAUGGUUACGAUCGAGUGCAUCAUUCCGGCUCGCCAUCACCGCAUCGUUAUGGGCAAGGGUGGUUCCAAGGUGCAAGGAAUUACGUCGGAGUUUGAUGUGAACAUUAAGUUCCCGGAACGAGACGCGCCGGAAGCGUACGUUGAAGGGCAACAGAAUGGCGAUGUUAAUGGAGUGGAACCCAUCAAGACCACCGACAUCAUUAAAAUCAGUGGUCGCAAUGAGAAAUGCGAAAAGGCGAAGCAAGCUCUGCUGGCCUUGGUUCCAAUUACCGAGGAAAUUACUGUUGCAUUUGAUCUGCACAGAUCUUUGAUUGGUCAGAAGGGUCGUGACGUUAAGGAACUAAUGAAUACGUACGAUGUUCAUAUUGAAUUAUCUCCUCAGGACCAGAGGCUGGACAUUAUCAAGGUUACUGGUGCCAGAGCUAAUAUCGAAGAUGCCAAGGUGGCAAUUGCUAAGAGAAUUGAAGAGCUCGAAGCAGACCGUAAGGAUCGUGAGCUGCGCUCAUUUGAAGUUAAGGUCGAAAUAGAUCCUGAGUACCAUCCGAAGAUCAUCGGUCGUCGUGGCGCCGUUGUCAAUAAGAUCCGUGCUACCCACGGUGUGCAGAUUUCCUUCCCGAAGCAAGAUGAUCCUCAGAACAACAUUAUCACCAUCCAAGGUUAUGAGACUAAUGCCCAUGCUGCCAAGGAUGAGAUCUUGGGAAUUGUCAACGAGCUUAACUCGAUGUAUCGCGAGGAAGUGAACAUUGACGAACGCGUGCAUCGUCGUUUCAUUGGAUUCAAGGGACAUCGUGUCCGUGAGAUCAAGGAAAUGUUCAAGGUUGAAAUCAGUUUCCCCCGUCCGGAGGACAAGGAUCAGUCACUCAUUGUCAUUGCUGGCAACAACCAAGACAAUGUUGAAGCUUGCCGCGAUCAUCUGCUCAACUUGGAGGAGGAAUUCCUUCAGGAUGUUGUUACCUCUGCACCACCGCAGCAGACCACUUUCACCCAGUUCCUGGAGGACUCAAUGAGUAACCGCGAGACCCCCAAGCAGGGCUUCGUAGUGCAGGGCGCUCCAUGGGAACGCAAAACUCCUAACACUCAAUCGCAGGAGGACUUCCCAGAUUUCGGUUUUGGACCAACUCCAGCUGAGCAAGCCCCACAGGCUCCGAUCGCUUCGGCCUGGAAUGCGCGCCGCUAAACAGAGAUCGCGCUUCUAAAAGCGCAAGCCAACUCACGUAACACUCACAGCAAUCUAAAACGGAGAGAGAGAGAGACAACAAGAGAGAAGUCAAUUUUUCCUCCUUCAAUAAAAGAGUCACAAUAAUCUACAAUUGUAAUAGCAGCGACCGGUUUCGUGUCUGACUACAGAAAACUACUUCUCAAUCUAAAGCAUUCAUGAUGGAACUCGUUAUUUUUGAUCUCUCACUCUCUGAUACGCGCUUUUUUGUGAAGAAGCGAACCCUUUUUCCAUCAGCCUGAAGGUAUGGAGGAAUAAAAAAAUAACAAUUGAGUGAAGCAACUUUAUACACAACUAAGACAAAUAUCAUUGUUCGUUUAUUUUUUAUUUUUUUUUUCUGGUUCUACGUUAUUUUUUUCGCUAAUACCAAUAUUGCGGGAAUACAAGACUAGUGCAAGUUGUACAUAAAAAGAAGAAAAAGAAGCAGUAGAUGAAGAUUAUGAGUAACAAAACAAGGAAGCCAAGUGGAAUUUUGAUUCUAGAGAAAACUAAAAAACGAAAAGAGAAACGCAAAUUGUGCAAACAAAUAAAUCCACACUACUACUUGCAGGACUAGAUGAGACGAGGGAAAAUUUAUAUUAAAUUUCACACGGUAGAAACCUCACCAUUUAAUUGUGUAUGAAACAUUAUUAUAACAAAAUAAUAUAUUUAAAAGUUUUGUAUUUAGACAAAAAAUCAAAUAA